Messenger RNA from Phodopus roborovskii (desert hamster), 1946 nucleotides. RefSeq names its product coiled-coil domain containing 38 (gene Ccdc38). The coding region runs from base 1 to 1803 and encodes 600 amino acids. The record is from RefSeq and is a predicted model, not a curated record. Gene Ontology annotation, cellular component: centrosome. Lineage: Eukaryota; Metazoa; Chordata; Mammalia; Rodentia; Cricetidae. The transcript has 17 exons.
AUGGUCGUCCUAGCUGCUGGCCGGGUACAGAGGACGCUAGAGCCCUGCCAGCUGUGGCUGCGGGUUUUAGGCAAAGGAGGAGCAGACCAGCGCGGGCGAGCUGUGCUCGAGGCGGCUGGGGCACGGGGCAGAAGGUUGACGGUGUCUGAGCAGCUCCUGCGGGUGCCACGUACUGUUCGACAAUGGACUCUUACCCAGGAGACCCAGGACCUGUAUUUCCAGUUUCAGCUGGAGGAUAGAAUAAAAGAUGACGCAAUCAAAAUGGAACGACCCUACAAGAUCUUUUUCAAAGAUCUCUUCCUUUUCAAGGAAAAUGAAAUGGCUGCAAAGAGAAAGGAAAGACUCAUGAGCCGCAGCAUGAAAAUCUACCAAAAGACUACGUUUUCAUCUCGCAUGAAAAGUCGCUCGCACCUUGGCCAGCUGGCUUUUUAUGCUGAAGCAGGUGGCGGCUCCUAUGACAGUCUGGGGCUAGAUCCUACUCUUAUCCUCAGACUGACAGAAGGUGCAGACAGAAAAAGGACUGUGCACGAGUUUAUUAAUGACCAGAGAGACAGAUUUCUACUUGAGUAUGCAGUGUUAACCAAGAAAAACACAAUUCAGAAGUUUGAAAAACUCAUAUCCGUGAAAGAAAAUCAACUCAAGAAAGCCGAGAAAAAGCUCCAAGCUGACGCGAUGUCCUUUGAAGAGUUCCUUCGGGAAAAUGACCAGAGAUCUGUAGAUGCUCUUAAAAUGGCAGCACAAGAAACAAUAAACAAAAUCCAAAUGACAACAGAGCUCAAGAAAGCGAGCAUGGAAGUGCAGGCAAUAAAGAGUGAAAUAGCCAAAACGGAAUUCCUCCUCAAGGAGUACAUGAAAUACGGAUUUUUCCUGCUGAAGUUGUCCCCAAAACAGUGGCAAGUGCAACAAUCACAAAAACGAGCUCAGGCAUCAAAGAGUAACGCCAUUCUCCCAAGAAUCUUAGAAAGAAUCCUGUGCCAAACGGUAAUACAGUACCACAGCCAGGACAUCGGCGUUGGCCCAGUGAGUCGGGCUGACAGCAUGGCCGCCUCAGAGGACAGUUUGGAGUUCUUUAUGGAGGAUGAGCCGCUGGAGUUCGAUCUGAUGCCGGAGAUUUACUUCAAGGAGCCAGAAGAGUUGCUGCAGGUCCUUACAGAGCUGGAGGAACAGAAUCUCACUUUGGUUCAGUAUUCCCAAGACGUGGAUGAGAAUCUCGAAGAUGUCAACAAAAGAGAAAAGUUUAUCCAAGAUAAGAUAAACAACAACAUUGAGUUUCUGCUGGAGCACAAGCAGAUGCUUAAGGCCAACUGUGAGCGAGAGGAGGAAAAGGCGGCGGAAUUGGAGCUGAGGUCCAGGCUCUUCAGUUUUGGAGAAUUCAAUUCGGAUGCUCAGGAAAAGCUGAUAGACUCACUUAGUAAAAAGAUCAAUCAAGUGUACAGAGUCUGCAUCGGAGAUGCUGAGGUUGGCAGCCUGAAUGCAGUUCAGAAGCUGGUCAAAGUAGAGUCUCGCCUGGUGGAACUCAGUGACCUCAUUGAAUCCAUUCCCAAAGAAAACGUGGAAGCAAUCGAAAGGAUCAAACAGAAGGAGCGACGGCAAAAGUUGCGUGAAGAGAAGAUGAGAGAAAAGCAGAAACACCAAGAAGAGCGGCUCAGAGCUGCUCUGGAAAGAGCAGUAGCACAACCCAAGAAGAAGCUGGGAAGACGACUGAUCUACCGUUCAAAACCUCCAUCUGCUACCAAACAUGAGCUACUCUUAGUCAGUGAUAUAAGAACAAAAUCACAGGAGGAAGAGUAUUUUUUUAGUUGAACAGGAGCAUGAAGACAUUUAAUUAGCAAAUGUUUUAUGUGAAUGCUGCUGGCAUUCAGUGAUGUAAGACUAUCCUAACAAAUUCCAGGAAGGCAGACCUUUACGCUGAGGUUUAUAGAAGUAGGAAUGACAAUUGUUUUCUU